Lutra lutra (Eurasian river otter) is the source of this 743-nucleotide messenger RNA. It is a transcript of the gene GNGT1, whose product is annotated as G protein subunit gamma transducin 1. Lineage: Eukaryota; Metazoa; Chordata; Mammalia; Carnivora; Mustelidae. Gene Ontology annotation, cellular component: heterotrimeric G-protein complex. Gene Ontology annotation, molecular function: G-protein beta-subunit binding. Gene Ontology annotation, biological process: G protein-coupled receptor signaling pathway. The record is from RefSeq and is a predicted model, not a curated record. The transcript has 3 exons. The coding region runs from base 308 to 532 and encodes 74 amino acids.
UUGAGUGUUGGAAACCCAAAUAUUCACACUAUACAAAAAAAACAACAAUAAAACAAAACAGAGAAAAGGAGGAGCUUUGGAUGUUUAAGACUGUAUGCUGACUAAACUGACCUCUCCCACAUCCCCACAAACCUACUAGCAGGUGGUUAGAGUCAAAUGCUUGGUUUAAUCAUAUUAGUGAAGAUUAUAAAGAAGCUUUAAAAUUGCAAGGCUAGUGUGCAGUGCUGGAAUUGUUCAGAGAGCAUUCAUAAGAAAUCAGUUAUCGUAGAAAGCUGAAACAAAGAAACAGUUCCCUUACAGGCAAAAGAUGCCAGUGAUCAAUAUUGAAGACUUGACAGAAAAGGACAAAUUGAAGAUGGAAGUUGACCAGCUCAAGAAAGAAGUGACCCUGGAAAGAAUGCUGGUCUCCAAAUGUUGUGAAGAAGUAAGGGAUUAUGUUGAAGAAAGAUCUGGGGAAGAUCCACUAGUAAAGGGUAUCCCAGAGGACAAAAAUCCCUUCAAGGAACUCAAAGGAGGCUGUGUGAUUUCAUAAGAAAAAAAAAUUCCAUGGAAUAACUUGAGCUUUAAUGACAGUACUAAGUUUUGGUCAUCUAUAAUAAUACUGUUAAGUAUGUACGUAACCUUUUGAUUUAUAAGUACAAACUUUUAAUAAAAACUAGGAUGUGAUAAUGCAUAAAUCUGUUUUUCUUAAAGUAUUUAACACAGGGCUUAGCACAUAACUGGCAAUAACUAUUGAUUGACCC